AUGGGUUAUGCACCUCAAGUGGGCUUGGGCGAGGAGGCCAAAAAGCUCUUUUAUGAGGAUUUGGAUGAGGCAGUUAGAGGUAUACCGAUCACCGAGAAAAUUGUCAUUGGUGGAGAUUUUAAUGGCCAUAUCGGGGCAACUUCUAAUGGCUUUGAUGAUGUUCAUGGAGGCUUUGGUUUUGGGGAGAGAAAUGGGGGCGGUUCUUCGCUUCUGGAUUUUGCUAAGGCUUUCGAGUUGGUGAUUGCCAAUUCAUGCUUCCCGAAGAAGGAGAACCACUUGGUUACCUUUCGUAGCUCGGUAGCGAAGACUCAGAUAGAUUACCUACUCCUUAGGAAGGGUGAUAGAGGCCUCGUUAAGGACUGCAAGGAGGAAGAAGAUUGUAGCUGA
This is a messenger RNA of Solanum stenotomum, 387 nucleotides long. RefSeq lists its product as uncharacterized. The record is from RefSeq and is a predicted model, not a curated record. NCBI's taxonomy places the organism in Eukaryota, Viridiplantae, Streptophyta, Magnoliopsida, Solanales, Solanaceae. The coding region runs from base 1 to 387 and encodes 128 amino acids. The transcript is spliced from 2 exons. Gene Ontology annotation, cellular component: nucleus. Gene Ontology annotation, biological process: chromatin remodeling.